AUGGAAUCAGCACCUACUAUCACGAUUGAGAGAAACAACAUUGUACCUACAUUACUUGAUGUUUACAAGUCCAACUUUCUUUCAAUGAAGUUUGUUAAGUUUAUUAUCCAGGAUGAGUUAGCUCAAGAUCUGGAUGGUGUAAAGCGGGAAAUAUAUUCCAUCUUUUGGGAUGAUAUCACAAACCAGUAUUUUGAAGGAGGAAAGAGUCUUGUUCCACGAGUUGGUCCCGAUGUGACGGAUGAAUUGUGUAAAAUACUUGGAAGAGCUCUUAUUCAUUCCUUUCUGAUCACUGGCAUAUGGCCAAUUCAGAUUUCGAAAUUGUUUUCCAUUGUAGUGUUAGGAGGAGAAGAAUCCCUUACAGACGACGAUUUUUUGGAUGCAUUUUUGGACUACGUCCUCGAGUUUGAAGCGGUAGUCUUGCAGAAUGCUUUAACCGAAGCUGAAAGCGGGGUAAUGAAAGCUACAACACAGCACCAAGUUUUGGAAGUUCUUUCGCCCUUUGGUCUGCGAAUGUUGCCCACACAUAGUAACAUCAAAUCUAUACUGGUCAACAUAGCCAAGUGCGAAUUGGUGCAGAAGGUCAAUCGUUCAAUCAACAAAUUCCGAGAAGGUAUACAAGAUAUGGAUGCUCAGAUUCUUGCUGAUGUAGAUAAAGAAGACGUUCUUCAAAUGUAUGAUGAACUUCCUCCCACUCCAACAAAGGUGUUGUCCUUGAUAAAAGCUGAUGUAGAUGGCGUAUUAACCAAGUCACAAGAGGAAGUGUUUUGCCACCUAAAGCGAUACGUGAAUGCCGCUGAUACAGCUACACUGAAACGGUUUAUCCGUUUUGUUACUGGCAGCAGUUUCCUGGUAGCUAAGGAAAUCAAGGUGAUAUUUCAUCUCAGUAUAGCACGCCUGCCUUGUUUAGUUGCUCACACGUGUGGAUGCACAGUCGAUCUACCAGUUGGAAGUUACACCGGUUUUCUUGAUUUCAAAACUCAGCUGGACAACAUUUUAUGUAAUCCAGAAUCCUGGAAAUUUAGGCUAGUGUAA
Dendronephthya gigantea is the source of this 1032-nucleotide messenger RNA. RefSeq lists its product as uncharacterized. The record is from RefSeq and is a predicted model, not a curated record. NCBI's taxonomy places the organism in Eukaryota, Metazoa, Cnidaria, Anthozoa, Malacalcyonacea, Nephtheidae. Gene Ontology annotation, molecular function: ubiquitin-protein transferase activity. The coding region runs from base 1 to 1032 and encodes 343 amino acids. The transcript has a single exon.